UCGAGCCGCUCUCCUCCUUCGCAUCGCGCAAAGCCACUAUUUCCCCCGGUAGCCCUCACAUGCGGUAGGGUUCCUUGUCGCCGCUGCAUCGGAGCUCCUCGACCGGCCACACUUCUAGCCGCUCCACCCCCUGCUUCUCUCUCCUAGCGCUGCACUCACCCUCUUUGCCCUGGCUGUCUUCCACAAAGGUCGCUGCCUUCCCCGUCAAUUAUUCUCCAAUAGAUGCCUUGUGGUUGGGGAACUCGGUAGUGGUGGUUUGAAGGACGUGGGGAAGAUGAACCAAUGAUGGCGGAACGACCGACCGAUGUGUGGCAGCCGACAGCGUGGAAUGAGAGCUCGGCAGCGGCUCGACCGGCUGCUAUGUGCCGUUUUGGAGGGUGAACUCCGCAUAGUGUUGCGUGUAUAGAUAGUUCCAUGUUGGACGUCGGCAGGCAGGCGGAGGGCAUGUCCGCGGUCGACCUGGAGGUCGUGUUCGGCUCCAUUGGACGCGUCGCUUUUAUCAUAGGGCUCUUGACCAAGCUGAGCGAAUUAAAUUUCACAGUUCACCGGUAUUGCAAUUCUAUGAUGCGAGUGUCUCCCCAGAAAUGUGAGCCCCAAAGGGCAAUUGGUGAUGAAACCUGUAGCUUAUCAAACAUGGAGCAGUGGAGGGAAUUAAAAGCGUGUGGUAUGGAUCCAUGUGGAAGGGGUGAAGUCUUUUGGGUAGAAAGACGUUUGGGAGACCUUUAUGGAGGGAGCCAGGCAAAAACAGGACACUGCAUUGUGUUUCUGGGUCAUCCUCUAGGUUCUGGUUUGAGACCUACUACUGCAAAGGCAAGCAAAUUAGUUUUGCGGUUCAUCUAAAGUCACACUAUUUAAGUUGUUAAUGCAAAUCCAAGAAUGCUGGCUAUCUAGAUCUUUUUCUUUAUAGAUUAUGUGACACCAAUAAUGGUAUGUCGGUUUUAAUUAGAAUAUAGAGCUGUGAGCGGCACAUCACGGAGGCCAUGCCUCAAACAUGUGUGGGCUGGGCAUACACUUGCAUCUCUAUAGCCAACUAUAACACAAAGAUGUCAUAACAGUUCAACCAGACUUCUUCUCCUGUCAUGAAUCUCAAUCGGCAUUUAUGUAAAAUUAACAUGCCCUUGUCAUAUGCAUCAUCUUUUUCACUCCGGGUGAUUCAAAUUGAAUCUAUUGUGACAACUUUUAUGCCGUGUUAUUAUAAGUAUUUAUGCCAUCUUCUUUUUUAGAAAACAGGUUAGUAGUAUUUCUCAUUUCUUGCCAUUCUUAUUAGGACUUAGCUAACAAUGUGGCAACUGGUUCUAUUACUCGGGUAAAGAGCGCACACACUGGAGUGCAUUUGUUCCUUUAAUCUAGGUAACCUACAACUUGGUCAAACUUCCAAUUUCUUUAACUGAAAGUUUCUUUUUGAAAAAUAAAAAUAUGUUACCUUAUUUGUUGCAACUUAUCUACCCUUUAAUGUGUGGUCCCCUCCCCCCCGCUAGGGUGCGUGGGGGCAUUGUUGGAUCGAUCGCGCGCACGGUUGCUAGGUGUGGUGAGUGUAUUUUGUGUGUGUGCGCGAUGCGAUUUGUGAUGUAUGUAGUGUGUUGGGCGUGUGUGUGCCCCGUGGAGGCCAUGUGCACCUUCAGGGUCAAGAUAGCCAUCUGCCGUCGUGCUCCGCCGCCCCACGCUGCAGGACUGACUCUGAUGACCUGAUCAGAGCAGGUUUGAUCCAAUCUACCUUUUAUUUCCAUGGCCUUCCCAUCUCCACACCUAUCAUUGAUAUUCUGCUUAGUGCAUGUUUUGGGAAGAUCAGGCUACAUGUUGUUCUAUACUUCUUUACCUUUGAAAAGUUGUUACCCUGGUUUUGAUACAUAAUUUAGCAUGGGUAAACUAAUAAAAUUUAAUCUGGUUUAGGUGACAUAAUCAGCUAGAGAAGGACAUGAGCUUGCAUAGUUUUUAGUAGAAGAUGACAUAAAUUGUGGCAUUGGUCACAAUCUAGAAGUUUUUCAGGUGAGUGACAUGGUUUAAUUUGGAGAAGCACUAGGUAGGAUGCAGUCACAUUUUUUAUGGUUCCUGCCUAUUCCUUGUGGUAUUAUCAAUAUUUUCUAAUUGAACUGAAUUUCUAUGUGAUAACCUUCCAAAUCCAAAUCCUACUUCAGAAAGUGUAUAUGAGCAAAGGUCUGCACCUAAACGUUAUCAUAAGCGAGGUCUUAGACAAGGUAAUGUUUUUCUAUUUGAUGAACUGACAUGGCAAUGUUCGAACUUGGAAGUGAUCAAAUCAUAUGCUUUGGUAUGAAAGAGUGUAAAGUAACUAUUGCAUGUACAUCUUAGCUCUAGAUUUUCAGUUUGUGCUUGUCUAAUGUAGAAAUUGUUGUCCAUGAAGCAUGGCCUGAAUGUCGGAAAAUAUCAUUCAUCCUUGUGUUGCAGUAAAAUAUAUCUCUUCAUUACAAAAAAUACUCCCUUUAGAUUUGGGAGCAGUAUAUGCCGAGUAUCUAUACUCACCAGAGUCAACUUUUCCUUUAAGAUAAUUUUAAGAGGUACUGCCUAAGUUCAGCGUGCAAUGUGUCAUAACAAAGUUAUUGUGGUAUAAACAAUACUCUUUGGGAUACUCCAUGGAUAUGUUGGUCGGAUUCCUUUGUUGCUCUGAUAGGAAUUCUCAUCUCGUCAAAGUUUAUUACUCCCUCUGAUCCAUAUUACUUGUCGCAACUUUAUUACAAUGUGUCAUAGCCUAGUUAUUGGGUCAAAAUCAGACUCAACCCAAAAUAUCCUCUUAUGCAUAACCCAAGAAGCAAAAUAUUUGGGACUAACCUAAGGGAAAAGGGGGAUGUAGUCCCAAAUAUUCAUUAUAUGCUUCCCGGUUUCUUUAUUUUAAGCGCAAGAGAUGAACUAUAUUUCCCCUUUUUCUCAACAUAUUAUGCUUCACAAAUGAAUUAGCUAGACAGAUGAUGCACCUGGUGUUGUCUAGGUUAUCCAACACCUAUUGAUAAUGUCAACAAGAUACAAUAUUGUUAUGAAAAAUCCUUAACACACUAAUUCCCCUAUUAUUUGAUUUAGUGACACAUCUCAUGUUGUCGAUAUUAACAAAGGUUUUCUGUUAGUUAUAAGUUUUACUAUGAGACUAGACAUCUAUUGUUUUGAAAACAAUAAACUGAAGCAUAUUUAAUUUGGCUUGAAUGAAGCAGGAUUUUUGAUUCCAUCUGAUUAUCUGCUUUCAUGCGCAGAGCCCACUUGAUCUUGCUAAGCUUCGGGAGAUUGCUGUAAAAACUGUACGAGUAUGCGAACGUGAGAAAUCAAGCUCUCCCAUGGGAAAAUUCCUUGUACCGUUGGAUAUAACCCAAGCAAGCAAUAUGAUUACCAUGCGAAUGAAGCGAAGAACAUUCCUGACGUUGUUGUUCAUGAAUAUCUCAAACGCAUCAAGCAAUGGUAAGGAAAGAGGCGAACUGUUAUUGAAGAUUUGUCUUUGGUGUCUCUAUAGUUUAGUGAGCAGAGUAAUUAGAAUUUAGGGUUGGAUUGGACCCAUGAAGGUGCUGCAUAUUGAUUUAUACGAAGAUUACUCAACCUCUGUUUGUGUAUCUUAGAAUCCAGGACCCGGACUGUUAGAACUCAGAACUUGAAUUUAGCAGGUUUCACAAGCAAUUCAAAAAGCAGAGGGAGAGUGGUCUGAGUGUGUGAUGCAUGUGGUGCUUCUGACACUGCAGGAAGUAGUGAUCCAGCAACAGAGCAAAGUCGGUUGGUACUGCAGCUACCCACAUGGAAGUAGAAUCACAAGAGAGUGAUCCUGGUUCUUGUUAAAUCUGGUGUCGUGGGUAAAUACGGGAUUGCUGCUGACCCUAGGGACACUGAAAUGGCUGAUGAGCCUAGAGAUCCAGUGCUUCAUGCCCCCACAGAGCUAGAAAACCUGAAAACUUUUGAAUGUGAAGGAAAUCAACCUGAGGAUGCUUUAGACCUGCAAAACAGGUCAAAGGGUAUUAGAGGAGUAGAAGCCAAUUAUGCUUUGAAGCUUGCGAACAAUCCUCCAAAGAGAUCUAAGUUGGAUGAACACAAAGUAGCAAUGCUUGGUAAAAAGCGAGCCAGACAAACUGUGAUAAUUAAUGACGAGGAUGCAAAGCAAGCUGGUAUAAUGACAAUAUCAACACCCAGGAGACAAUCUCGUGGGGCUGGUGAAGUAGCUGCAGGAACACAGAACCAGCUGGCCAUCAGGGACCAGAGGCAAACUGAAAUGAUGGGUCCAGAACGAAGUAAUUCUGCCACCCCAAGGGAUAGAAAUGCAGAUUCCAGUGUUGAUGUUGAAUUGGCAUCUCCGAACUGGUCAAAGAAAAUGAAUGCUGAAAUACCCCCCUCAGAUGGGAACCAACAAUCUGUACCAAGGCAGGCCACUUUGAGGCAAACCAUGGAUUCCAAGCAGUUCAAGGGCCGACCAGUCUCUUCUCAGAGAGCAGAUGUAACAGGGCAGAACAUGGCAGAUCAGAAACGAGCCCACAAGAGGUCUCUUGUUUCCAAGAAAGAAGCUUCAGCAAAUAAUACACAAUAUCAUGACACAUCUGUUGAACGACUUCUACAGGAAGUGACAAGUGAUAAGUUCUGGCAUAAUCCAGAGGAGUCGGAACUUCAAUCUGUUCCUGGAAGCUUUGAAUCUGCUGAGGAGUACAUUAGAGUUUUUGAGCCUUUGCUUUUUGAGGAAUGCAGAGCUCAGCUACACAGUUCUUAUGAGGAAUCUCUUGAGGCUGUCUCAAGGGAUGCACAUGUAAUGGUGCGCGUUAGAACUGUGGAUAGGCGUGAAAGAGGGUGGUAUGAUGUUCUUGUUCUACCAGCACAUGAAUAUAAAUGGACUUUUAAAGAAGGAGAAGUUGCAGUUUUGUCAUUCCCUCGGCCUGAUUCAGCUGCACAGUCAAGUAAUUCUAAUAGGAAGACUGUUGGUUCAAAUGAAGAUGCCGAGUCAGAGUGUGGACGGCUUGUUGGUAGAGUCCGGCGCCAUAUGCCUAAUGAUACACGUGAUCCCAUUGGAGCAAUUAUCCGUUUUUAUGCUGGGAACCCGUCUGAUUCUAGCUGUGAGAUUAAUGUUCUGGGGAAACUCCAACCUCAAAGCACCUGGUAUCUAACUGGUCUCGGUUCUCUCGCAACAACACAAAGGGAGUAUAUUGCGUUGCACGCAUUCCGCCAUCUUAAUGUGCAGAUGCAAAAUGCAAUUCUUCAGCCGAGUCCAGAGCACUUCCCCAAGUACCAAGAGCAGCCACCUGCUAUGCCUGACUGCUUCACUCCAAAUUUUUCUUGUCAUCUCCAUCAUACAUUCAAUGGGCCUCAGCUAUCAGCAAUCCAUUGGGCUGCAAUGCAUACAGCUGCUGGCACAGGCAAUGGAGUAGUGAAGAAACAAGAACCUUGGCCUUUCACAUUGGUACAAGGUCCUCCAGGAACAGGGAAAACUCAUACUGUUUGGGGAAUGCUAAAUGUUAUUCAUCUUGUUCAGUAUCAACAUUACUAUGCUGCUCUGCUAAAAAAACUUGCUCCUGAAAGUUAUGAGCAAGUUGGUGGUAGUGCUAGCAGCACCUCAGAAGCUGUUGCUGCGGGCUCAAUGGAUGAAGUUUUGCAGAGCAUGAAUCAAAACCUGUUUCGCACUCUUCCCAAGCUUUGCCCCAAACCGCGGAUGCUUGUUUGUGCCCCAUCAAAUGCUGCAACAGAUGAGCUGCUUGCUCGUGUUCUAGAUCGUGGUUUCAUAGAUGGUGAGAUGAGGGUCUACCGCCCUGACGUUGCCCGUGUUGGAGUUGAUUCACAGUCCCGUGCUGCACAAGCUGUUUCAGUUGAGCGACGGACGGAACAGCUUUUAAUGAAGGGACGUGAGGAAGUAAUUGGGUGGCUGCAUCAACUAAAAGUCCGUGAACAACAAUUAUCACAAGAGAUAGCACUUCUGCAGAGGGAACUUAAUAUGGUUGCAGAGGCUGGUAGAUCUCAGGGUUCGUUUGGAGUAGAUCCAGACAUGCUUGCUCAAAGGGAUCGUAACCGUGAUAUACUGCUUCAGAAACUUGCUGCUUCUGUGGAAAGCAGGGAUAAAGUACUGGUUGAGAUGUCACGCCUGUUGAUAUUAGAAAGCAGGUUCCGUGUUGGCAGAAACUUCAAUCUGGAAGAUGCUAGGGCUAGUUUGGAAGCUAGUUUUGCCAGUGAAGCGGAAAUUGUUUUUACUACAGUAUCAAGCAGUGGUCGCAAGUUAUUUUCUGCCCUUAAUCAUGGCUUUGAUAUGGUUGUUAUUGAUGAGGCUGCUCAGGCCAGUGAAGUAGGAGUCCUCCCUCCACUUUCACUUGGUGCAGCUAGAUGUGUCUUGGUUGGUGAUCCACAACAGCUCCCUGCCACUGUUAUUAGCAAAGCAGCUGGAACUUUACUCUACAGCAGGAGUCUUUUUGAGAGGUUUCAGCAAGCUGGUUGCCCUACCAUUUUGCUGUCAGUGCAAUAUCGGAUGCAUCCCCAGAUCCGUGAAUUUCCAUCAAGAUACUUCUACCAAGGCCGCCUUACAGAUAGUGAAAGUGUCGCCAACUUGCGCGAUGAGGCAUUCUAUAGAGAUGCAUUAAUGGCACCUUACAUUUUCUAUGACAUCUCGCAUGGGCGUGAGUCCCAUAGAGGUGGGUCAUCUUCAUACCAGAAUGUCCAUGAAGCACAGUUUGCAUUGUGUUUGUAUGAGCAUCUUCAGAAGUUCCUGAGAGCUAAUGGUGGCAAGAAAGCAUCUGUUGGUAUAAUCACUCCUUAUAAGUUGCAGUUGAAGUGUCUUCAGCGGGAAUUUGCGGAGGUUAUGAAUACCGAGGAAGGGAAAGAUAUCUACAUAAACACAGUUGAUGCUUUUCAAGGCCAGGAGCGUGAUGUGAUUAUUAUGUCAUGUGUCCGUGCCUCAAACCACGGUGUUGGUUUUGUUGCAGAUAUACGCCGUAUGAAUGUCGCUCUUACUCGAGCUAGGAGAGCUCUAUGGGUUAUUGGUAAUGCCAAUGCCCUCAUGCAGUCAGAGGAUUGGGCGGCACUGGUAGCAGAUGCAAAGGCGAGAAAAUGUUUCAUGGACUUGAGUAGCAUCCCGAGUGACUUCCUAGCUAUGAACAAAUUUUCAAACGCCCGGGGCCUGAAUUCUUCAAGCAGCACAAGGUACAUGAGGACUAGUGGACCGAGACCGAGGCAUUUCGACAUGCUUCCGGCACCCAGGAUGGGUAUGACGGCCGGUGAGGAUGGCCAUCCCAACUCUGUUGCGGGAAAUGGUAGUUACCGGAAUCUGUCCAAUGAUGUGGGGCAUCCUGGUGAUAGGUCUAGAGAUAAUUUGCAGUUUGGGAGGAUCAGGGGGCCGAAUCCAUCCAAUGAUCCGUGGAGACAAGCCUAAGGAGAACAAAUUGGUGUCUGCAGUUUUUUGCGCGGAGUGGUGCAGCAUGGAAGAAGGAUGAUGAAGCAGGAUGUUGCCUGUUGCUACUAAUCGGAUGCUGUCGUAUUGGGACAUGGGCUAUGGGCUCUUGAUUUUGUCUGGCUGCUGAACAGAUGGCUGCCUCAGGCCCUCGGCGUUGUGGAACCGUGCAGGACGGGGUUACAUGGACCAUAUUUGAACAAGGCUGUCAGCUGGACAGAUGUUGCCUGGCAUUGCUUUAGUCUGCUUUCUAUAGAUUUAUGUAUUGUAUACGCGAGCGGGCAUUUUCAUUUUAAAACCUGAUCUAUAGCAGGUAAAUCUGGGCUAGGUCAUUUUGGAACGCUAUGACGGGUUAGGGCUAAAGGUUUGCGACCAGAUAUGCCAUGUAUGACUGGUUUGCUGUUGUAGACCGCCUGCAUAAAUUCUGUCUGUGUGUAUGUACAUACAGAAAUCCGCAUGUAGAACAAGUCCAUAAUCUGGUUCGAUUAUUCUGUUUGGCAUGGCCGACCUUGGAUCUGCGUCGGUCGAUGCUUCUGUGCUUGCACUGUCUUAA
Molecule: messenger RNA, 7892 nt
Organism: Triticum dicoccoides
Lineage: Eukaryota; Viridiplantae; Streptophyta; Magnoliopsida; Poales; Poaceae
Product: probable helicase DDB_G0274399
Exons: 11
Coding region: 3821-7321 (1166 amino acids)
Molecular function (GO): helicase activity
Source: RefSeq, a predicted model, not a curated record